Molecule: messenger RNA, 1746 nt
Organism: Triticum aestivum (bread wheat)
Lineage: Eukaryota; Viridiplantae; Streptophyta; Magnoliopsida; Poales; Poaceae
Exons: 9
Coding region: 1-1641 (546 amino acids)
Source: RefSeq, a predicted model, not a curated record
AUGCAGCAUGCCCCGGCAAAAUCCUCUCUUUGUGCUCGUGCGGCCAAAUCUCUGCCUAGGAAGCAUGCUAUGUUCGCUAUGUUCAUGCAGUACCCGGCCCGUAAAGGUUAUAGUUAUGGCCCGUCCAAUGAUGAGGUGACCAUGGUCAGGGAAGCUGGUCAUCAUGUUUCGUCUCAUGAGGAUAAUGAUGUUUCUUCUCCGGUGACGUCCUCGUCGCCGGCAAGGCCAGCUAUUCAGUUUGGUACCCAUACCAGCAAGGCUAUCAGGUUGCUAUUCAGUUUGGAACAAUCAGUAUGGGUUCCUGGCCUGGCAAAAGGCCAGCUAUUCAGUUUAGUCCUGAAUUCAUCCGCCAGCAAGGCUAUUCCUGGCCUGGAGGAGCUAUCUUUGCCUUUUUUGGAUGAGGAAAUUAACCAAGUUUUUAAGGAGUUGCCGACUGAUCAGGCCCCUCGCCCUGAUGGCUUUAAUGGGAUCUUGCAGAAGGUGAUUCUUAAGUGUAUUCAUAAAAAUCAGUAUGGGUUCCUUAAAGGUAGAACAAUUCAGGACUGCCUGCCAUGGACUUUUGAAUACAUCCAUCAGUGUAAACAAUCCAAGCGACCAAUUAUAAUUCUCAAAUUGGAUUUUGCCAAGGCUUUUGAUACUGUGGAGCAUGAGGUCAUUCUACAGAUGUUGAAACAUAAAGGGCUUACUCUGAUUCCACAAGCGAUUGCUCUAUGUUUCUUUUUUCAUGCUCUUCAAACAAGUGGUGUUCGGUUGUUUACUGCUAUUCAAGAGGAAAAUAAUUCACCACCACAAGAUUUUCUCCAUGGUUCAGCCAAACGAAUUCUCACAAGUUUGAAGUCAAACUCCAUUGAAGCAACAACUUUUGGACAAGAUUCUAGUUCACAGGAUGAAGCAUAUACUGCAGGAUACUAUACAUCAUCUAGAGGUCCCGAGGCCAGCUACUAUGGCUUACAUGCCACCAUGGAUGUGUAUGGCCACGAAUUAAAACAUGGUCAGUGGAGUUCGACUACAUUUUGGGUUUCUCAUUACGGAGAUGGUAAUAAAUCAAGCUAUAAUGAGAUUCAAGUUGGCUGGCAUAUUCGUCCAGAACGCUAUGGUGACUCACACCCUCACUUCUAUACCUUAUGGACGAGAGAUGGGUUUGAAACCGGCUGCUACAACAUGGACUGCCCUGGUUUUGUACGUGCAAAUGACGCUGUUAUAGCUCCAGGUGAUGCUAUACAUCCGGUUUCUCAUGUCCCUGGACCCAUUCAAAAUAUCACUCUCAGAGUGUUUAAGGACAAAACAAGUGGUGACUGGUGGGUCUAUUACGGCUUCAACAACAUCCCCACAGGGGUGGGAUAUUUUCCGAAGUCCAUAUUCAGCUACUUAGCACAAAAGGCAAAUGUAAUGUCUUUUGGUGGAUUUGUUAAAUCUACAAAAGCGCUUCCAACUCCUCCAAUGGGCAGUGGCGCCUUCCCAAAUGGUGGCAAGGGUCGCGCCGCAUCGUUCACUGACCUUCGAUUCAUCGACCAGGAUGGGAAUAGCAGCCCAAUCACGGGAAACCUAACCCCAUUAGUCACAGAUGGCAAAUGCCACUCUAUCACUCCUAUUGAUCAUGCUCGAUGUUUCUAUGGCGGGCCAGGAGGUUGCGUGAGAUAAGUUGUGAUACUUUGAUUUUGGUCUCGCUUUAGUGUUAGUUGCCAAAUAAAAUCACAUGGAUGGUAGCAAAUUAUGAAUGGAAUAUUCACAUAUUUACAUUAAGCU